Molecule: messenger RNA, 1731 nt
Organism: Harmonia axyridis
Lineage: Eukaryota; Metazoa; Arthropoda; Insecta; Coleoptera; Coccinellidae
Product: zinc finger protein 358-like
Exons: 6
Coding region: 534-1622 (362 amino acids)
Cellular component (GO): nucleus
Source: RefSeq, a predicted model, not a curated record
GGGACUUAACUAAGGUAGAAGCAAGACUUUACUCCAGUGAGGGUCAAUGUUAGUUCAGUGCCAAUACUUGAAGGCUGCGGUCAUCAGAUCAAGUCGAUUGACCCUUCGAUCUUAACGUCGCGACGUCGCGAACUCGUAAACAAAAGCACACCGGGCGUCCGUUUGCACCCCUACAUUAAAUAAGUUCAAAACUGCACACGUGCUUUAAUUUGCACCCUCUAAAAAAUUGGACCUUAUAUUAUUUUGACGUUUCCUAGUGACUUAUUAAAGACAGUGGACUAUACAUGCACCUAAAUUACUAAGGAAUAUCAACUAGUUUCAGUGAUUUGUGAAAAUCAGCUAAAAUACCGAGAAAAACUUUAGACUUUAAGAAAACAGACAACUCUGUGAUAAGUUUUGAUUUAAUAUCUCUAUGGUCGUUUCUUCAUCUUAAAUUUUAUGGACUGUUGUUGAGAAGCACCUGGUUGUCUGCACUAGUUAUUAGUUAAUAUUAUGAGUUUAUCAAUCUGUUGAGACUUUAUUAAUCAGUUGAAAUGGAAACUUGUGUGCUCAUCCCCCAAGAGUUCAGCCUCUGCGUAAGGAGCCCACCACUUGGCUCUAAGGGCGAACCUGAGGUUUCAGUAUUUUCGAACACAGCGAUAGCGCAAGGAGCUCAAUGUUUUCCCUUUCAAGGGACGAUCAGAAUUGACAAGCUGGAUGUUUAUGGUCAGCUGGAAGAUGACGAUAUACGACAUAGGUUUGGAUGUUACGACGAAAUUUCAUUCGAUGGAUCGAGAAAAAUCAGACACUGCAACUGGGUACGUUUCGUAAGGAUCUCGAAUUCAUUCAACCCUUCUGUCAACUUCGUGGCGACAAAGAUGAAAGGUGAACCUGUUUAUGAGGCUGUCAAACCAAUAGCACCAGACACAGAACUCCUAGUGUAUUACCUUCCAGAAAGGCCGGAAGAACUAUUUUUUGUCAGGAUGAGGGCGUCACUCUUCAGACAGACCAUGGAUUCUAUUUUAGAAGAUUCACCUUUAGAUCUCUCAAUGUCACUUUUAUCGAGGGCCUUGAGUAGCUCACCGCCAUCAAACGAAGAUGAAAGAAAAUCAGUAUCUGGAGACAGUUCAGCAGCUAGUUCACAAGGAGAUUUACCCGAAAAAAUGAUCACGACUCCCAGAGCAAGGCCCAGAGAGAGGACGUUACUUCCAUGUGGAGUUUGCAGUAAAGCCUUCGAUAGACCGUCGUUGUUGAAAAGACACAUGAGAACACACACGGGAGAAAAACCACACGUUUGUAUGGUUUGUGGUAAAGGAUUCAGCACGUCAUCUUCGUUGAAUACGCACCGAAGGAUCCACAGCGGAGAGAAGCCACAUCAGUGUCCUGUUUGUUUGAAGAGGUUUACAGCUUCAUCGAAUCUAUAUUAUCACCGUAUGACACAUAUCAAGGAUAAACCACACAAAUGCAACCUGUGUAGUAAAUCGUUUCCAACUCCAGGUGACCUCAGAUCUCAUAUGUACGUCCAUUCUGGCUCAUGGCCCUUCAAAUGUCACAUCUGUUCGAGAGGAUUCUCAAAACAUACAAAUUUAAAAAAUCAUCUCUUCCUCCAUACUGGCAAACCAUCCGGUACUCGUAAGGGGUGAACAACAAGAAGAAUAUUCUUUACAAAAUUUCUUUUACAAAAAAAUGUAAGUGAUCUUAGUUAAGUUUAAUUUAUCUUAUUUUAUUGUUAUUUGAAUUUUAUAAAUUAUA